Messenger RNA from Penicillium antarcticum, 1452 nucleotides. Its product is annotated as prolyl hydroxylase family protein. Bases 1 to 1452 code for a protein of 483 amino acids. Gene Ontology annotation, cellular component: endoplasmic reticulum. Lineage: Eukaryota; Fungi; Ascomycota; Eurotiomycetes; Eurotiales; Aspergillaceae. The transcript is spliced from 2 exons. Gene Ontology annotation, molecular function: iron ion binding; L-ascorbic acid binding; procollagen-proline 4-dioxygenase activity. Gene Ontology annotation, biological process: peptidyl-proline hydroxylation to 4-hydroxy-L-proline. The record is from RefSeq and is a predicted model, not a curated record.
AUGGCCAAGUCUAAAGCUGCGAAGCGUAAGCGCAAUGCACAGGUCGACCUUCCGCAAAAAUUGCCCAAACCUGCCUCUACCCUCACACCCCCUCCUGAUGGCACCCUCGAGCCCAAGCACAUUAAAACAGUCGUCUCAGACGAGGAACUCGAUAUCACCAUUGAGACACUCACGGCCCUUGCAGAAUACCCUAGCCUUACCAAGUCCAAGGCUUGCAAAGACCUCCGAGUUGCUGUCUAUGGCUUUCGUCAGGCCUGUACUACCGGUCUUAAUACAGCUGAGGGCGCAAACCUCACAGCACGUAUUACCGGUGCCUUGGCCGAUGAGAAAUACAUCGAGGCCAAAAUUCUGCUCGCCGAGAUGAGGAUUAGAGGGGAACAACCUAAAAUCGGAGCCUUAUGUCGCUGGGUACGAGAUCUUGACGUUGUGAGCGGGCUCUCAACACAGCCUAGAGCACACGAUGAUAAUUCUCUCAGCCGUAGCGCAAGGGACUUAGAACUUCUGGGCGUCCUCGAUGCCAUACUGCGCGUCAGCACCCCAAUCGACACCACAUCAAACGCCCCCAGUUCAGCCUCCCCGAUCGCCUUUCAUUCAAUUUGGGAUCUCCGACCGUCAACACCACCACUGGAGAUCUACGCCUCAGUCCUCGACAAAUCUAUCCUUGCCGACGCCCCGAAAUCCCCGACUGCACUCCGCGUCAUCGAGCACACCCCCGGUACACUUCGCAAACCUCCGAACCAUCAUCCUGCAAUCCUCUACACAACAGAACCUAAUGCUGUCCCUCUGGCUUCCGUCGGGCCCUCUAUAACAUAUCACCCGCAUCCCGCCGUUCCAGGCCUUGGCCUUGCUAUGGACGUGCUCUCCCCCGCAGAGUGCAAAGCCAUCAUUGCAGCCGGAGAGUCUGUCAAUUUCCUACCUGAUGCGCCUUUGCGCGAAGAUGGCGACGUGAGCAUCUUGGCUCACAACUUCUACUGGAUUAUCGACACUGCUUUCCAUGACAUGCUUUGGGGCCGCAUUUCUCCAUACGUACCGCCCUCCAUUAACGGCCGCCUGGUACGAGGUAUCAAUCGACGCUUCCGGGUGUACAGAUAUGUCCCCGGUGCCGAAUAUCGUUGCCACAUUGAUGGGGCUUGGCCACCGUCCGGUAUUCUCCCUGAUGACACAUAUGUGUAUGACUCGUCGCCCGAAGAUCGAAAGCAAAGCUCUAUGUAUACAUUCUUGCUAUAUCUCAACGACGAGUUUGAAGGCGGUGAAACCACGUUCUUCAUGCCAGCCACGCGUGAGGGGGUACUCAAUGCAUACCCUGUACGGCCUGUGAUGGGGUCCGUUGCCAUAUUCCCACACGGCGAGGCGAACGGUGCCUUGUUACAUGAAGGGACUGGGGUAAGGAAGGGUGCUAAGUAUAUUAUUAGAACAGACGUAGAGUAUGAUAUAAACCCUUCUGUAGGGUGA